AUGUCUGAAGUUGAUGACAGUCCACAAAAGAAUGUCCCACCUGAUGAUGCAGAUUACCAGCAGUACUUUGACACAGUGUUGGAUAAGCUUGUAGAUGAGUACUUGCUGUCCAAACCACAUUCCCAGUCCAAUCAAACAUUAGAUGAACAACCCGACCGAAGCAAGGAGUAUUCACUGUGUCUUCUUAGGUUAUUUUUCAUUUUAAAAAGCCUGAAAGAUGCAGUAAAGUUGGGUGAUGGGGAUCGGCUGGCAACCAUCCGCAAGGUAUUGUCAGACCUGCCAACUCUCACGGAUUUCCUGUGUGACCCACAAAUUCAGGCAUUAUCUCAUGGACUCACGGAAAUAUUUUCAAAUCUCACGGAUUCACGAUUCUGAAAUUUUAACCACCACUAGACUUUAAAAUUGAAGUGAUUGAAAUGAAAUAAAACUAGCCAUUGACGGUAAUUCUAAUUUGUAAAAUAUCCCCAACAGUGUUUAUGUACUCAUUACCAAGUAAUAGUCUAAGUGUUCCGCCAUUUUGAAAACCUAAACGGUAUGCUCCAUUAGUGUAUCAACGGUGCAGAGCGGGAAAUUUACUGCAAGAAAAUGGCGGAAGCAGACCGAAACUUCUCAAAUUGGCUAAUGGGCUAUUCCUUUUUUAUAUUCACAUAAUCCCAUAUUGAGGAACUUGAAAAUGCGGGUCAGUGGUUGAAAAUCAUCCCCUUCCUCUGGAAUUCCUCAACAAGGGUGUGUGGGAUAAAUAUUGGAAUAGUAUCCCGAAUUAGUAGGAUACACUCAUAUAGACUAUAAGACCAGGUUGAAUUUGUAAGUAAACUGUUGAGUUAAAGUUUUAUUUUGGAGGACAGUAAUUAAAAAUUGCUGUCACAGAACAUAGAUCAGUCAUCUAUAGGCAAUGAUUUCAGUAAUUGUCUUAACCAGAAAUACCCCAGAUUUUCAGUAUUUUAUCUCCAGAAAUGAGAGAUCAAUCUCAAGAAAUUUUCUAUAAGAUCUUCAGAUUUGUUGCUGUUGGAGGUUGGCAGGUCUGUAUUGUUGAAGCAUUUUAAGAGUCACAGUGGUCAUAACACUUAUGCAAUUGAGAUGUUGAUAAGCAUCUUGCAGGAUAAGGCGUUUCUCACCAAGAGACAGGCCCAUCAAGCUAGGUGGGCCUCUUUAGUCAACUCGAGGGGUGGUUCCGGGAACAAUAUAGAAAUCGAUCUUAUGCAAGAAAACUUAAACAGGGAGCUGAAAAAAGGUAUAAGAGCAAUGGGAGCAAACAAAACACCAAAGGCAAUUGAACGAUUCAGCAAAGCAGCAUGGGGGCAGCAGAAAUUAUAA
Molecule: messenger RNA, 1314 nt
Organism: Paramuricea clavata
Lineage: Eukaryota; Metazoa; Cnidaria; Anthozoa; Malacalcyonacea; Plexauridae
Source: the annotation of a GenBank genome assembly